Messenger RNA from Xenopus tropicalis (tropical clawed frog), 2466 nucleotides. RefSeq names its product zinc finger and BTB domain containing 8A, gene 1 (gene zbtb8a). NCBI's taxonomy places the organism in Eukaryota, Metazoa, Chordata, Amphibia, Anura, Pipidae. The coding region runs from base 74 to 1486 and encodes 470 amino acids. Gene Ontology annotation, cellular component: nucleus. The transcript is spliced from 4 exons. The record is from RefSeq and is marked provisional.
AAAUUCGGGUGUAGCGCCCAAAAGCGAUAAAUAACACCCUGGAUAAGGCAGGAUCCCAGCAUUCUUCCACAGGAUGGAAUUCUCCUCCCACCACAUUCGUCUUCUACAACAGUUGGAUGAACAGCGGCGGAGGGAUCUCUUUUGUGACUGUCACAUUAUAGUGGAGGGUCAGAUGUUUAAAGCACACCGUAAUGUCCUGUUUGCCAGUAGUGGUUACUUCAAAAUGCUUCUGUCUCAAAGCUGCAGGGACAUGGGUGAACCAAUCACAGCCACCUUUGAUGUGUUUUCUGCUGACACAUUUACAGCCAUCCUAGACUUUGUUUACUCGGGCAAAUUGCCUCUUUCUGGACAAAAUGUUAUUGAGGUUAUGUCGGCUGCCAGCUAUCUUCAGAUGACUGAUGUUAUCAGUGUUUGCAAGAUGUUCAUCAAAUCUUCCUUGGACAUAAAUGAGAAGGAUAGAGAUGGUUUCUUCAGCCUUUCAGACAAGGACACUGGUAGUAAUGGUUCUGGGCUUUAUGCUGCUGGUUGGAGGACUGAGAACAGCCCGACACACACACAUGAGACUGCAGAGCAUGGCAGCUUUAUUGCAGGUUAUAAUUACCCCCCUCCAAUUACCUCCCGGUUGCAGCGCCCAUUUUCUAAGCAUCCACGAAAACCAGAGCUUGUUCGCAAGCAUCGUAGGCGCCUACUGCCAGAACCUCUGACACCAGCACCACUCAGUCAUAUUCCACUGGGUGACUUAGUGGGAGGUUCAGCAGAAUGUAUGCUGCAAGAUGAGGAAACAGUUGAGAGUGUGUCACUAGAAGAGGAAAGAGCCCAAGCACAGGAGACCAUAAUAAUUACUAAAGAGGAGGAUGAAGAUGUUGCUUCUCACAGUUGGCCUGAAUCUCCUCAGCAGGAGUCUCUGGAACAAGGUUCAGCUCUUCAUAUAGCUAAGGCAGAAGAGCUGUACAAGGCAAUGCCUACAAUCCUGGGAGGAGCAUCUGGAUGGGGUGAAGAUGAAAUAAGUUCUGGGAGGUUUAAAUGCCCUUUCUGCACCCAUACUGUGAAACGCAAAGCAGAUCUAAAACGUCAUCUACGCUGCCACACAGGAGAGCGACCAUACCCAUGCGAAGCCUGUGGCAAGAGGUUCACCCGACUGGAGCACUUGCGCAAUCACUUUCAGACAAUUCAUGAGGCUGGUAAGCUAAUCUGCCGAAGGUGCAAACUUCCGGUAACCAAAGUAACAGGUCGUGUUAUUCAGGAUGGGACAAGGAGAUACCGCCUUUGCCAUGCAUGUCUGGCAGAAGCUGGCUUGGAUAACGUCAACUUUGACUAUGGAGAAGACCAGCCAUUGGUGCUGCCACCUGAAAAUGAGAGGGAACAAUGCUGGAAUUUCAAGGAAGAAGAAAGAAAGGAAAAUGGGAGUGAGCAAGCAGAGUCAGACCUAGUUAUUCAGGAGGUGGUAGACAGUGAAGAGGAAGAACUGAAACAAAAACAAGACUAAAGUAUCGUUGGAUGCCAAUAGCCAUAUUUAAUAUAUGAAUUCUUCAUAAAUUUCAUGACCUUUUCACCUCAUCAUUUAAGAAGCAUACACCUACCUAGCAUUUCACAAAUGAACAAAAAUUAUUUUGUUUUUACAUUGUUUGUGAAUGCAGAAUUCAGACGUGUACACUCUUACCAACAAACAGCUUAAGGACAGAAUCUUCCUAAUUACAGUCUACAUCAUGCAUUCCACUUACUGGUCUAAAUAUUUCCUAUGACUACCUGACUGUAUUCAUCAGUAGAUCAAAGGUCCACUAUAACCUAAAAAUGUUCCUAAAUUAAGGUAAUGUCACCCUAGGAUACUGUGAAUGGCAACUGCUGCAAUGCACCUUGUCUUGUCUGUUGAGGUGUAUAUCACUCAAAUGCAGAGCUGAGCAUUUGAUUGAUAUGCACCUAUCACAAAGGACAAAGUAUGCUGCAGCCACUCACUCUGAAGUGAGUGGCUGUGAAUUUUAGUGUUCUGUUCCCCCACCCACAAAGUAAAUUUGAAAAUGCCAGGUUGACAAAAAUCUCACAGUACUCCAUUACCCCGAAUGUAGGGACAGCAGAAUACAUUGCAUAGUUGCUAUGUUGUCUAUGUACAGAUUAGGAACAAACUCUUGGUUUCAACAGGUGAUGCUGUGUCUGGACAAUUCCAUUACUGUGUUGGCUUCUUGGAAGUGAAUUAUUAAUCUACAAAAGCUGAUAAUUAAGUUUUUCAAAAGCCAUCUUCAAACAGCGAUUUUAAACAAUCUGAUUCUUUACCUGAUAUGCCAACCUUAAAGUGGGUGAUAUCAGGCUGGGCCAUUUGGCCUUUGGGCCAAAUUAUGGGAUCACAGCGGAGAUACAGGUUGUAGGGCCAAGGCUUGCAUCAUCAAGCUGACACAGUUCUGGAACAAUGGCAUUUUUAAACCUGAUCAUGUACCAUCUUUAUAGGGACUAGUAAACAUGAGGCAAGAAUAA